This is a messenger RNA of Hippocampus comes (tiger tail seahorse), 15916 nucleotides long. RefSeq names its product ryanodine receptor 2a (cardiac) (gene ryr2a). Gene Ontology annotation, cellular component: Z disc; smooth endoplasmic reticulum; calcium channel complex. Gene Ontology annotation, biological process: release of sequestered calcium ion into cytosol by sarcoplasmic reticulum; striated muscle contraction; intracellular calcium ion homeostasis. Gene Ontology annotation, molecular function: calcium ion binding; ryanodine-sensitive calcium-release channel activity; protein binding. The transcript has 113 exons. Lineage: Eukaryota; Metazoa; Chordata; Actinopteri; Syngnathiformes; Syngnathidae. The coding region runs from base 86 to 14677 and encodes 4863 amino acids. The record is from RefSeq and is a predicted model, not a curated record.
UACAUGCGCGCGCACACCGACACUAACCCACCAUAACUUCCCACAACCUGCGGCAAGCUCGAGGCUCCCCAAGCGAGAGCAAACCAUGGCUGACGGAGAAGGCGAGGACGAAAUUCAAUUCCUGCGAACUAAUGAUGAGGUGGUCCUACAGUGUUCAGCCACAAUCCAUAAGGAGCAACAGAAAUUCUGCCUGGCUGCCGAAGGCUUCGGAAACAGGCUGUGCUUCCUUGAAUCCAUCUCCAACUCCAAGAAUGUCCCUCCAGAUCUGUCAAUCUGUACUUUUGUGUUGGAGCAAUCACUGUCAGUUCGAGCCCUUCAGGAGAUGCUGGCCAGUACUGAAGAGAAGACUGGGGGAACGAUCCAAGGGGGUGGUCAUCGCACUUCGUUAUAUGGCCACGCGAUCCGUCUACGCCACUCUUACAGUGGAAUGUACCUGUGUUGUCUAUCCACCUCUCGAUCGUCCACAGACAAAUUAGCUUUUGAUGUGGGGCUGCAGGAAGACACUACAGGUGAGGCAUGCUGGUGGACCAUUCAUCCAGCAUCAAAGCAACGUUCCGAGGGGGAGAAGGUUAGAGUGGGGGAUGAUCUCAUUCUUGUCAGCAUCUCAUCUGAGAGAUAUCUGCAUCUAUCCUAUGGCAAUCAGUGUCAAAAUGUAGAUGCCGCCUUCCAACAGACGCUGUGGACCGUUACUCCCAUCUGUUCCGGCAGUGAAGUGGCACAAGGUUUCUUGAUAGGCGGGGAUGUCUUGCGCCUCCUUCAUGGUCAUAUGGAUGAGUGUUUAACUGUUCCUUCUGAAGACCACGGGGAGGAGCAGAAGAGAACAGUGCAUUAUGAGGGUGGAGCAGUGUCGAGUCAUGCCAGGUCCCUGUGGCGGUUAGAGACACUACGGGUUCUGUGGAGCGGUAGUCAUAUUCGCUGGGGCCAGCCGUUCAGACUCAGACACGUGACUAGUGGGAAGUAUCUGAGUCUGAUGAAGGAGAAAUCAUUACUGCUUAUGGAAAAAGAAAAAGCAGAUGUCAAAUCGACAGCUUUUUGUUUCAAAUCUUCCAAGGAAAAGGUUGACCUUGGCGUAAAAAAGGAAGUGGAUGGAAUGGGUACCCCUGACAUUAAGUACGGUGACUCAGUGUGUUACAUUCAGCAUGUCGACACUGGUCUGUGGCUCACGUACCAGACUGCCGAUGCAAAAUCUGCACGCAUCGGUGACGUUCAAAGAAAGGCCCUCAUGCACCACGAAGGUCACAUGGACGACGGGCUGACAUUGUCUCGGUCGCAACAUGAAGAAAGUCACACUGCCAGAGUCAUCCGAAGUACUGCGUUCUUAUUCAACCUAUUCAUCAGGAGUCUCGAUACAUUAAGAGCAAAAGGAAAGAGCACAACUUUUGAUGUACCAAUCGACUUAAUCAGCUUGAGUCUUCAAGAUCUCAUUGGCUACUUCCAGCCACCUGACGAUCACCUAGAACACGAAGACAAGCAGAAUCUCCUCAGAGCUUUGAAAAACAGACAGAACCUCUUCCAAGAAGAGGGAAUGAUCGCCCUGGUUCUGGAGUGCAUUGAUCGACUCCACGUCUACAGCAGUGCAGCCCAUUUCACAGAAGCAGCUGGAAGGGAGGCAGGAGCGGCCUGGAGCUCCAGCCUUAACUCUCUCUAUCAACUGCUGGCUGCACUCAUCAGGGGUAACAGAAAAAACUGCGCUCAGUUUUCGGGGUCCUUAGACUGGCUCAUCAGCAGACUGGAGAGACUGGAGGCCUCCUCUGGCAUACUGGAGGUUCUUCACUGUGUGCUGGUGGAGAGUCCUGAAGCACUGAACCUUAUCAAAGAGGGACAUAUCAAAUCCAUAAUUUCGCUUCUGGACAAACAUGGACGCAACCACAAGGUUCUUGAUGUGUUGUGUUCCCUUUGUGUGUGUCACGGUGUGGCAGUACGCUCAAACCAGCACCUGAUCUGUGACAACCUGCUGCCGGGAAGAGACUUGUUGCUUCAGACACGCCUGAUGAAUUACGUAAGCAGCAUUUGCCCUAAUAUCUUUCUGGGUGUUAGUGAAGGCUCUGCGCAGUAUAAGAAGUGGUACUAUGAGCUGAUUGUAGACCAAGCGCUGCCAUUCGUCACAGCUGAGGCAUCUCACCUCAGAGUGGGCUGGGCCAACACCAAUGGUUAUGUGCCCUCCCCCAGCGGUGGGGAAGGUUGGGGCGGAAAUGGAGUGGGUGAUGACCUCUAUUCCUUUGGCUUUGAUGGACUCCAUCUUUGGUCAGGCUGUAUUGCAAAGACAGUUAGCUCACCCAAUCAGCACCUUCUGAAAGCAGACGAUGUGGUGAGCUGCUGCUUGGACCUUAGUGUGCCCAGUAUCUCCUUCAGGAUCAAUGGUCAACCAGUUCAGGGCAUGUUUGAGAACUUCAACUCUGAUGGCCUCUUUUUCCCCGUGGCCAGCUUCUCUGCUGGAGUUAAGCUUCGUUUCCUUCUUGGGGGUCGCCACGGAGAGUUUAAGUUCCUCCCACCGCCAGGUUAUGCUCCUUGCUUUGAGGCCGUGUUGCCAAGAGAGAAACUGAAACUUGAGCCCUGUCAACACCAGACCUCAGCCAGAGACCUUUUGGGACCCACUGUUACCAUGAGUCAGGCAACAUUCACGCCCAUGCCUGUGAACACCACCCAGAUUGUUUUGCCAUUUCACUUAGAGAGGAUCAAGGAGAAGCUUGCAGAAAACAUCCACGAGCUGUGGGUGAUGAAUAAGAUUGAAUUUGGCUGGACCUACGGCGUUGUACGAGAUGACACCAAGCGGCAACACCCAUGUUUGGUGGAGUUUUCAAAGUUGCCGGAACAGGAACGAAGUUACAAUUUACAGAUGUCUGUGGAAACUCUCAAAACUCUUCUUGCCUUGGGCUGCCAUGUCGGUCUUGCAGAUGAACAUGCUGUGGAGAAAGUCAAAAGUAUAAAACUGUCAUCAACCUAUGAGUUGUCCAGUGGUUACAAACCUGCUCCCUUGGACCUGUGUCACAUCAAGCUGACCUCCACUCAGGAAGCCAUGGUGGACAAAUUAGCUGAAAAUGCGCACAAUGUCUGGGCAAGAGAUCGCAUCCGUCAGGGUUGGACUUACGGAAUUCAACAGGAUGUUAAGAAUCGCAGAAAUCCUCGUCUCGUGCCCUAUAGUCUCUUGGAUGAAAGGACCAAGAAAUCAAACAAAGACAGUCUGAGAGAAGCCGUCAGAACUCUGCUUGGUUAUGGAUACAACCUGGAAGCUCCUGACCAGGACCACACUCACUUUGAUCAGAGCAAUACGUCUGCUGAAAGGUUCCGGAUCUUCAGAGCUGAAAGAUCUUACUGUGUGAAUGCAGGAAAGUGGUACUUUGAGCUAGAGGUAUUGACAGCAGGAGAGAUGAGGGUUGGCUGGGCGAGACCCGGAUGUCUACCAGAUCUAGAAUUAGGUUCUGAUGAACAAGCCUUUGUCUUUGAUGGAUUCAAGGUACAACGCUGGCACCAGGGCAACGAGCACUUUGGGCGCGCCUGGCAGGCAGGGGAUGUUGUUGGCUGCAUGGUGGACUUGAAUGAACACACCAUGAUGUUCACCCUUAAUGGAGAAGUACUGCUUGAUGACUCCGGCUCAGAACUGGCUUUCAAAGACUUUGACGUUGGUGAAGGUUUCAUCCCUGUGUGCAGUUUGGGUGUGAGCCAGGCUGGGCGGAUUAACUUUGGUAAACAUGUCAGCACCCUGGAAUACUUCACCAUAUGUGGUCUGCAGGAAGGCUACGAACCCUUUGCUGUCAACAUGAACCGUGAUGUCACAAUAUGGCUUAGUAAAAGGCUGCCUCAAUUUGUGCCAGUACCCCCAGACCACCAACAUAUAGAGGUGACAAGAAUAGAUGGGACAGUGGAUUCUUGUCCUUGUCUGAAGGUCACACAAAAGUCAUUUAGUUCACAGAACAGCAACACCGACAUAACUUUCUACAGACUGAGCAUGCCCAUUGAAUGUGCUGAAUCCUUCUCCAGGCCUCCUUCUAACAGCAGUCUCGUGUCACUCAAGACAGAUCUAGAAGACUUUGAAACGGACUUUGAAGUCCUUGUGAAAACAGCGCACGGCCACAAUGGUCCAAGUGGUCCAGACAGAGGUGAAUUCAACAACCACAAAGAUUACAACCAAGAGAAAACCUCCAAGCUCAAACAAAGGUUUUUGUUGAAGAAGAAUAAACCAGACAACUCCAUUCCCACCCCUGCUUGUCUAUCUGAGGAUCUGAUGGUUGAUGACAGGAAUGAAUAUGAAUUACUCAUGCAAGCAUCAACUCACUCGUACUCGGUCCGGAUCUUCCCUGGCCAGGAGCCCAGCAGUGUGUGGGUGGGCUGGGUCACCUCUGACUUUCAUCAGUAUGAACCGGGCUUUGGGUUGGACACGGUCCAAACUGUAACAGUGACUUUGGGAGAUGAGAAAGGCAAAGUCCAUGAGAGUAUAAUAGAGUACUCUGGAGCUCCCUUUGCCAAGGCUACCAGCCCCAGUGUCUUCCAGUUUGAACUGGGGCAGAUUAAGAAUGUGAUGCCUCUGUCAGCUGGUUUAUUUUUGAGUGAGAGGAAGAAUUCAGUCCCCCAGUGUCCUCCCCGGCUGCAUGUCCAGUUUCUUACUCCUGUGUUAUGGAGCCGUGUUCCCAAUCACUACUCCAAGGUUUCAGUAUCCCGAGUGAAUGACCGACAUGGCUGGCAAGUUCAAUGUAAUGAACCAUUGCAGUUUCUGUCUCUGCACAUCCCUGAAGAGAACAGGUCACUGGAUGUCUUGGAACUGACAGAAAGGAGAGACUUAUUAAAGUUUCAUUACCAUACCCUUAGAUUGUAUUCUGCAAUCUGUGCAUUGGGAAACAACCGGGUUGCUCACUCCCUUUGCUCUCACGUGGAUGAGGCCCAGCUUCUGCAUGCUAUAGAGAAUAAAUAUAUGCCAGGUUUGCUUCGCGCAGGGUACUAUGACCUCUUGAUUGACAUCCACCUGAGCAACUACGCAACCGCUCGACUCAUGAUGAACAAUGAGUACAUUGUUCCGAUGACUGGUGAAACCAAGAGUAUAACCCUUUUUCCCAAUGAGGAAAAAAAACACGGCGUGCCUGGCAUUGGGCUCAGCACUUCCCUGAGACCAAGAAUGCAAUUUUCAUCACCAAGUUUUGUCUGGGGUUCCGGAACAUCACCACGUAGGAAUUCCAACAAUGGCUCAGGAGCAAUCGAUUCUUGCCAGUACAGUCCUGAAUUCCCCUUGGACAUUCUAAAAACCAAAACGGUUGAGAUGCUGACCGAGGCAGUAUCUGAGGGCAACAUGCAUGUCAGGGAUCCCAUUGGGGGCAGCACUGAAUUUCUCUUUGUUCCGCUCAUAAAGCUUUUUUACACCAUGCUCAUCAUGGGCGUUUUCCAAAAUGGAGAUCUGAAGAAUAUACUGCGACUGAUUGAGCCGUCUGUGUUCUCCGAGAAAUGUGAAGUGCAGGAGGAAAUGCAUAGGAAGUUGGGAAAGGAGACAGAGGAUGAAGGGCAAAGCAUCCCAAAGGAGGGCUUGUUGCAGAUGAAACUACCAGAGCCUGUAAAACUUCAGAUGUGCCAUGUUCUUCAGUAUCUGUGCGACUGCCAGGUGCGGCAUCGUAUCGAAGCAGUAGUAGCCUUCUCUGACGAUUUCGUAGCCUGUCUCCAAGAAAACCAACGCUUUCGUUACAACGAAGUGAUGCUCGCCUUGAACAUGUCUGCUGCUCUCACCGCCAAGAAGACCAAAGAGUUCCGAUCUCCACCUCAGGAACAGAUUAACAUGCUGCUGAACUUUAAGAAGGAGAUGCAGGAGUGCCCCUGUCCCGAAUAUAUCCGAGAACAGUUGCUCGACUUCCAUGAGGACCUCAUGAAACACUGUGGUAUAGAGUUAACAGAAGACGGCUCUUUCGAUGGAAACAGUCAUUUCACUAUUCGAGGUCGACUGAUGUCGUUGGUGGAAAAAGUGUCUUCUCUGAAGAACAAGAUUGUCAAUCCGCCAAAGGAAAAUGCAGAUAGACAAGGCAGUACAUUACAGCAAUUGAUUUCAGAGACGAUGGUUCGCUGGGCUCAGGAGUCGGUUAUCGAGGAUCCAGAGCUUGUCAGAGCCAUGUUUGUCCUGUUGCACCGACAGUAUGAUGGCAUUGGAGGACAGGUUCGGGCCCUCCCCAAGACUUACACAAUAAACUCGGUAUCAAUCGAGGACACCAUCAACCUGCUUGCUGCUCUUGGACAAAUAAGAUUGUUGCUGAGCGUACGAAUGGGAAGAGAGGAGGAGAAGCUGAUGAUAAGGGGACUGGGUGAUAUUAUGAACAAUAAAGUCUUCUACCAGCAUCCUAACUUGAUGAGAGCUCUGGGGAUGCAUGAGACUGUCAUGGAGGUCAUGGUGAACGUACUCAGUGGCGUUUCUAAGGAAAUCACCUUUCCUAAAAUGGUGGCCAACUGCUGUCGUUUUCUUUGUUACUUCUGUCGAAUCAGCCGUCAAAACCAGAAAGCCAUGUUUGACCAUCUCAGCUACCUGCUGGAAAACAGCAGCGUUGGCCUUGCAUCUCCAUCGAUGCGAGGAGCCACCCCUCUUGAUGUGGCUGCUGCGUCAGUGAUGGAUAACAAUGAAUUGGCCCUUGCUUUGAGAGAGCCAGAUUUGGAGAAGGUCGUUCAGUAUCUGGCUGGCUGCGGACUGCAGAGCUGCACGAUGCUGGUGUGUAAAGGAUAUCCCGACAUUGGUUGGAACCCCGUCGAAGGAGAACGCUACCUUGACUUCUUGCGUUUUGCCGUAUUUUGCAAUGGUGAAAGUGUGGAAGAGAAUGCUAACCUUGUGGUGAGACUUCUUAUCCGCCGACCGGAAUGUUUCGGCCCAGCACUUCGGGGAGAAGGCGGUGACGGAUUGUUGGCCACAAUGGAAGAAGCAAUUAAGAUUUCCCUUGAUCCCUUCAGAGAUGGUCCUUCCUCUGCAUCGGAAAGCAGCAACAUUCUUAAUGAUGGGCUACAGGAAGAAGAUGAUACCAUCCACUUGGGGAAUGCCAUCAUGACCUUCUAUGCGGCUCUCAUUGACCUUCUUGGACGUUGCGGUCCAGAGAUGCAUUUGAUACACGCCGGUAAAGGUGAAGCAAUCCGCAUCAGAGCCAUUCUAAGAUCUCUGAUUCCCAUUGAAGAUCUUGUGGGGGUCAUCUGCAUUCCAUUCUCGAUGCCGAACCUGGGAAAAGAUGGAGUGGUGUUGGAGCCAGACAUGUCAGCUGGCUUCUGUCCCGAUCAUAAAGCGGCCAUGGUGCUGUUUUUGGACCGUGUAUAUGGUGUACAAGAUCAGAAUUUCCUUCUUCACCUGCUGGAAGUCGGCUUCCUACCAGACCUCAGAGCUGCAGCUUCAUUGGACACUGCAGCUCUUAGUGCCACAGACAUGGCUCUUGCCCUCAAUCGGUAUCUCUGCACCGCAGUAUUGCCCCUACUGACGAAAUGUGCUCCACUGUUUGCGGGGACAGAGCCAUUUGCAUCACUGAUCGAUUCCCUCCUUCACACGGUUUACCGUUUGUCGAAAGGCUGCUGCCUUACCAAAGCACAGAGGGAUUCCAUUGAAGAGUGUCUUCUUGCUGUUUGUGGUAAACUGAGACCUUCAAUGAUGCAGCAUCUAUUGAGGAGGCUUGUGUUUGACAUUCCCUUGCUGAAUGAACAUACCAAGAUGCCUUUGAAGCUUUUGACCAAUCACUUUGAGCGUUGCUGGAAGUACUACUGCCUGACUGGAGGUUGGGGCGGUUUUGGUGCCUCGUCUGAUGAAGAACUUCACCUUUCGAGGAAAUUAUUCUGGGGAAUAUUUGAUGCUCUCUCCCAAAAGCCAUAUGACCAGGAGCUGUUUAAGGUUGCGUUGUCAUGCCUUAGCGCAGUGGGGGGAGCUCUUCCUCCAGAUUAUAUGGAGUCAAAAUACAUGACCAUGAUGGACAAACAAUCAUCGAUGGACUCUGAAGGAAACUUCACUCCACAGCCUGCAGACACUGCCAAUGUGUCUGUCCCGGAAAAAUUAGACAGUUUCAUAGCCAGAUAUGCAGAGCAUAACCAUGAGAAGUGGUGUUUCGAAAAGGUAAACCACAUGUACAUUGAUAAAGAGUUCUAUUGUUGGCCAAUCAGAGAGUCUCUCAAGACCAUGCUUUCUUGGGGGUGGAGUAUCAACAGAAUACGAGAGAGUGACCCUGCCAGCAAAUCUAGGAGGAUAUCGCUUGCCAGCCAGCUGUCCUUCGAAGGAGCUCAGUCUUUCAAUCCGAGACCCAUUGAUAUGAGCAAUGUUACUCUGUCCAGAGACACACAGUCAAUGGCGGAACUGCUUGCAGAGAACUAUCACAACAUCUGGGCCAGGAAAAAGAAAAUUGAGCUCGAAGCCAAAGGUGGAGGAAAUCACCCCUUAUUGGUUCCCUUUGACACACUGACUGCCAAAGAGAAAUUAAAAGACAGACAAAAAGCACAAGAUGUCCUGAAGUUCCUCCAGAUCAAUGGUUACAUUGUGUCAAGAGGUAUGAAGUCACAGGAGUUGGAUUUACCAGCCAUCGAGAAACGAUUUGCCUACACCUUCCUUCAGCAGCUCAUCAAAUAUGUCGACCAGGCCCAUGAGCUCAUGAUGAAGUUUGACAUCGGAACAAGACAAAAGGGAGUAAAGAGUCCUCAUGAACAGCAAGUGAAGUUCUUUGGAAAGGUCGUCUUGCCUUUGGUUGAUCAGUACUUCAAGAACCAUCGUCUGUACUUCUUAUCCACGUCCAUUCAUCCCAUAAGCAGUGGUGGCCAUGCCUCCAACAAGGAGAAAGAGAUGGUAACAAGUCUUUUCUGCAAACUGGGAGUACUUGUCAGAAAUAGGAUAUCCUUAUUUGGUAAUAAUGCCACAUCCAUCGUAAAUUGUUUGCAGAUACUGGGGCAAAGUCUGGAUGCCAGGACAGUGAUGAAGACAGGCUUGGAAUCAGUCAAGACAGCACUGCAGUCCUACUUCGACAGUGCAGCGGAAGCUUUGGAGAAGACGCAAGAGAACUUGAAGCUUGGUCAAUUUACUCACAGCAAAGAACAGCCCCGAGGAGUCCCUCAGAUCAUCAACUACACUACCUUUGGCUUGCUUCCGAUCCUGUCCUCCUUGUUUGAACACAUUGGAAAGAAUAAUUUUGGAGAAGAUCUGAUAUUCGAUGAGGUCCAGGUUUCCUGCUACAGAAUUCUCAAGAGCCUCUACUUUCUGGGAACCAAUGAAAGCAUAUAUGUUGAGAGACAUCGGCCAGCAUUAGGAAAAUGUUUGGCUGCUUUUUCAACAGCCUUCCCGGUUGCCUUCCUUGAACCUCACAUCAACAAUUUCAACAACUUCUCAAUCUACAACAGCAAAAGACCUAAAGACAGAACUGCUCUUGGUCUGCCAAGCCAGGUCGAAGAUGUUUGUCCACUGAUUCCAAAUUUGGACAGAUCUCUGGAAGAAAUCAUUGAGGUGGCAGAGUCUGGCAUGAAAUAUACUCAAAUGCCUCAUGUCGUGGAGGUGAUUUUACCAGUUUUGUGCAGCUACAUGUCUCACUGGUGGGAACACGGGCCAGAGAACAACCCAGACCGAGCCGACAGCUGCUGUACAUGUGUGACCUCUGAACAUAUGAACAUAUUACUUGGAAACAUCUUGAAGAUCAUCUACAACAAUUUAGGGGUGGAUGAGGGGGCCUGGAUGAAAAGACUAGCUGUGUUUUCUCAACCAAUCAUCAGCAAGGCCAAAUCCCAGUUGCUCAAGACCCACUUUUUGCCUCUGAUGAAGAAACUUAGAAAAAAAGCAGAAGUUGUGCUGAUGGAUGAGGAACAAAGCAAGGCAGAGGGCAGGGGUGAGAUCUCAGAAACUGAGCUUCUCAUCAUGGAUCAAUUCUCAGUCCUUGUCAGAGACCUCUACGCCUUUUAUCCCCUUCUCAUCCGAUUUGUUGACUACAACAGGGCCACGUGGCUGAAAGAGUCGAAUCCAGAGGCAGAAGUGUUGUUCCAGAUGGUGGCUGAAGUUUUUAUCUUCUGGGCAAAGUCUCAUAACUUCAAGAGAGAGGAACAGAACUUUGUGGUUCAGAAUGAAAUCAACAACAUGUCCUUCCUCAUCUCAGAUUCCAAGUGUAAAAUGUCAAAGGUCAUAGUCUCAUACCAGGAGAGGAAGAAGUUGAGGAGAAAGGGAGACCGAUAUUCAAUGCAGACCAGUCUGAUCGUGGCAGCGCUGAAGCGACUACUGCCCGUAGGACUUAAUGUUUGUGUUCCUGGUGAACAAGAGCUCAUUGCUCUCGCUAAGAGCCGAUUCUCACAGAAAGACACUGAGGAUGAAGUGCGCGAAGUCAUUCGAAACAAUCUCCAUCUACAAGGAAAGUUGCAGGACCCUGCUAUUCGCUGGCAAAGGGCCCUGUACAGAGACAUUCUGAAUCACUGCGGUAACGCCUUAGACCCAGAGAAGAAUGUGGAAAGAGUGCUGGACAUUGCUCAUGUCCUCUUCCACUUGGACCAGGUUGAGCAUCCUCAGCGCAGUAAAAAGGCCGUGUGGCACAAGUUACUGUCCAAACAGAGAAAGAGAGCUGUCGUUGCUUGCUUCAGGAUGGCUCCUCUCUACAAUCUGCCCAGACAUCGGGCUGUCAACUUGUUCCUCCAGGGCUAUGAGAAAUCCUGGAUUGAGGCGGAAGAACACUUCUUUGAAGAUAAACUCAUAGAGGACCUUGCUAAAUCAAGUGACCAAGAGCCAUUUGAAGAGGUCGAGGGAAUGAAACGCAUCGAUCCACUCCAUCAGCUCAUCCAGCUUUUCAGUAGAACGGCUCUGACAGACAAGUGUAAACUGGAUGAAGAUCAGCUCUACAUGGCUUAUGCUGAUAUCAUGGCCAAGAGCUGCCAUGAUGAAGAAGAUGAAGACGGGGAGGAAGUGAAAAGUUUCGAAGAGAAGGAGAUGGAAAAGCAGAAGCUGUUAUACCAGCAGGAAAGGCUUCAUGAUCGCGGAGCUGCUGAGAUGGUACUUCAGACCAUUAGCGCCAGCAAAGGUGAGAUGGGUCCCAUGGUCGCCUCAACUCUCAAACUCGGCAUUGCAAUUCUCAAUGGAGGAAACUCGACAGUACAACUGAAAAUGCUGGAUUAUCUGAAGAAUCGAAAGGACGUGGGAUUCUUUCAGAGCCUUGCUGGCCUCAUGCAGUUGUGCAGUGUUCUAGAUCUAAAUGCAUUUGAGAGACAGAACAAAGCAGAAGGACUGGGAAUGAUCACUGAGGAAGGAUCAGGUGAGAAGGUAAUGCAGGAUGAUAAGUUUACCUGUGACCUCUUCCGCUUCCUUCAGCUUCUCUGUGAAGGACACAACUCAGAUUUCCAGAACUACUUAAGGACUCAAACAGGUAACAAUACAACCGUCAACAUCAUCAUCUCGACUGUUGACUACCUCCUAAGAGUACAGGAGUCUAUUAGUGAUUUCUACUGGUAUUACUCUGGGAAGGAUGUAAUUGAUGAGCAGGGACAGAGGAACUUCUCAAAGGCAAUUAAUGUUGCCAAGCAGGUGUUCAACACACUCACAGAGUAUAUCCAGGGUCCAUGUACUGGCAAUCAGCAGAGUUUGGCACAUAGUCGUCUGUGGGAUGCUGUGGUUGGGUUUCUCCAUGUCUUUGCUCAUAUGCAGAUGAAAUUGUCUCAGGACUCGAGUCAGAUUGAGUUACUGAAAGAACUGAUGGAUCUUCAGAAAGACAUGGUGGUCAUGUUGCUUUCAAUGAUGGAGGGCAACGUGGUUAAUGGGACCAUUGGAAAGCAGAUGGUUGACAUGCUGGUGGAAUCGUCAAACAAUGUCGAAAUGAUUUUGAAGUUCUUUGAUAUGUUCCUCAAGCUGAAAGAUGUCACCUCCUCAGAUGCCUUUAAAGAGUACGACCCUGAUGGAAAAGGUUUAAUAUCCAAGAGGGACUUCCAGAAGGCAAUGGAGAACCAUAAGCACUACACACAGUCUGAGACUGAGUUCCUUCUCUCCUGUGCCGAAACGGAUGAAAAUGAACUCCUGCACUAUGAGGAAUUUGUGGAGCGCUUUCAUGAACCAGCUAAGGACAUUGGCUUCAAUGUGGCUGUGUUGUUGACCAACUUGUCAGAGCAUAUGCCUCAUGACAACCGACUGCACACCUUCCUGGAGUUGGCCGAGAGUGUUCUCAACUACUUCCAACCCUACCUGGGUAGGAUUGAAAUCAUGGGCAGUGCAAAGCGUAUUGAGAGGGUCUACUUUGAGAUCAGUGAGUCCAGUCGAACACAGUGGGAGAAACCUCAGGUUAAAGAAUCCAAGCGCCAGUUCAUUUUUGAUGUGGUCAAUGAAGGAGGCGAGAAGGAAAAGAUGGAAUUGUUUGUGAAUUUCUGUGAGGACACCAUCUUUGAAAUGCAACUGGCCGCUCAGAUGUCAGACACUGGCGAGCGUUCAGCUGCGAAAGAGGACAGUGACCAAGAGAGGCCAGAUGUGGAAAAUCCCGAGACAAGCUUCUUUUCAGUGACCAUGGUCCGCAUGGCACUAAAAGCGCUGCAGUUCAAUGUGAUCCUAUUGAUUAAGGUGCUGUCCAUGAAGAGUUUGAAGAAGCGGAUGAAGAAGAUCAAGAGCAUGACAUCAAAAGACAUGGUCACCACCCUGGUUUCAUUCUACUGGUCUGCGUUGCAGGGCCUCCUUCAUAUAGCCUUCAGUGUGGUGCGAGGAUUUUGCAGAAUUUUUUACAAUAAUAUAUUUGGAAGCAAUCUGGUUGAUGGCGCCAAGAGCAUCAAGGUGUCUGAACUACUGGCUAACAUGCCUGACCCGACCCAGGAUGGUGUCAGACUGGAGGGGGAGGACAAAGAGAGAAAAUCAUCUGACAGAAGCUCAGUGAAGGAGGACCUGGCGUACUUGGCUGUUAAUACAAGUGACACUGAGUUGCUGUCAGACAUUUUUGGCCUGGAUUUACGGAGGGAGGGAGGACAAUAUAAAAUCAGUCCCCACAACCCCAAUGCCAGUCUCACAGAAAUUCUCAACUCCCCACUUCCUUCUCCACCCUCUUGCGCUGCCUUAGCAGCACCUCCUCCUGAGCCCAGACAAAGGCAUCAGUCAAAGAUCUCUUCCUUGGAGAAGAAGGAAGCAAUACCAGAGAAUGCAUGUGAAGCAAAGAGAAAUUUCAGGAGUGAACAUGAAGAUAAACAUGAGAAAAUGAAGUCAAAAAUGAAAAGGCGCAAGAUCUCGAAGGACGAACCUGAUUUACAGGAGUCAGCACUCUCAAAGAAGCUCAUUGCCUAUCAGCGGAAAGUCCUGAACUAUUUUGCAAGGAACUUUUACAACAUGAGGAUGCUGGCUCUCUUAGUUGCAUUUGCCAUCAACUUCAUUCUCCUAUUCUACAAGGUUUCCACAUCCUCAUCAGUGGCUGAGGAAGCGAUCCCAAAGAGCCAAACAGACCGCACCAUUCAGUGGGAUCCACUGGAUGGUGAGCCGGUGGUCGAUAUGAAAGACGGGGCCACGGAUGAUCUCGGAGAGCCCUUGAAGUUGGCUAUGGUUCAUUUCGUCUUGGAGGAGGGCAGCGGUUACAUGGAGCCAACACUGCGGAUCUUGGCUAUCCUUCAUACAGUCAUCUCUUUCUUCUGCAUCAUUGGCUAUUAUUGUCUCAAGGUUCCAUUGGUGAUCUUUAAGCGUGAAAAGGAGGUAGCCAGGAAGUUGGAGUUUGAUGGCCUUUACAUAACAGAGCAGCCAUCUGAGGAUGACAUCAAAGGACAGUGGGACAGACUGGUAAUCAACACACAGUCUUUCCCAAACAAUUACUGGGAUAAGUUUGUGAAACGAAAGGUGAUGGAUAAAUACGGAGAAUUUUAUGGUCAUGAUCGGAUCAGCGAACUUUUGGGUUUGGACAAGGCCGCUCUGGACUUCAGUGACGCUCAUAAAAAAAGGAAGCCCCGAAAAGACAGCUACCUGGCUGCUGUGCUUAACUCCAUUGAUGCCAAAUACCAGAUCUGGAAGCUGGGAGUGGUGUUCACUGACAAUUCGUUCCUGUAUCUGGCCUGGUAUAUGACCAUGUCGGUCCUGGGUCACUACAACAACUUUUUUUUUGCUGCACAUCUGCUUGACAUUGCGAUGGGGUUCAAGACACUGCGGACCAUCCUGUCCUCCGUGACGCACAAUGGCAAACAGUUGGUGUUGACAGUCGGCCUGUUAGCCGUGGUGGUGUAUCUGUACACGGUAGUCGCCUUUAACUUCUUCCGAAAGUUCUACAACAAGAGUGAAGAUGGAGAAUUACCUGACAUGAAAUGUGAUGACAUGUUGACAUGCUACAUGUUCCACAUGUAUGUCGGUGUGCGAGCAGGGGGAGGAAUCGGUGACCAGAUUGAGGACCCAGCAGGAGACGAAUAUGAGAUCUAUCGGAUCAUAUUUGACAUCACCUUCUUUUUCUUUGUCAUUGUAAUCCUGCUGGCAAUCAUCCAAGGUUUAAUCAUUGACGCUUUUGGAGAACUGCGGGAUCAGCAGGAACAAGUGAAAGAGGACAUGGAGACAAAAUGUUUUAUUUGUGGAAUCGGCAAUGACUACUUUGACACAGUGCCGCAUGGCUUUGAAACGCACACUCUCCAGGAGCACAACUUAGCCAAUUACCUAUUCUUCGUGAUGUAUCUUAUCAACAAAGAUGAAACAGAGCACACAGGCCAGGAAUCUUAUGUAUGGAAAAUGUACCAGGAGCGUUGCUGGGAGUUCUUCCCAGCUGGGGAUUGUUUCCGAAAACAGUAUGAAGAUCAACUCAACUGAUCUGUCUCUGGAGUUUUGUCCCUCGUGGCUUUUCCGAAACCCUGCUGCAUACUUAUUGGAGUAGCAUAAGUUGGCAAACCACAGGGAUUCGACCAACCAAUACUCCCCUGACAAAACGCCUUGGAGCCACAUCUCCAAAAUCAAACUGGACUGACCAUCAUCCAAGAUCUUCCUCAUUCAGCAGGUCAACGUGCUGAAUCUGCCCCAGAUUGCAGCAUUCAUUUUUGGAAUAUUUUGUGUACAUGGAAAAUGAUCUGCUUCUAUCAUGUAAAAUCAAAUUGUUGGCAUGUGACUGACAGCUUAAACUCAUAUAUGAGUCCUUCUUUUCUUCUAUUUGACAUCACAGUAAUAAGCAUUAAAAAACGAAAAUGCGAGAGGAGUUGUGGACAGAGGAGAAUGACUCAUUGUGUCGACCAGACACACUUGGUGGUACAUGGAGUGAAACCUGCUGCAAUAUAUCUUUCAAGAUCUGCUUUUGUUACCACUGUCCAAAAAUGUGACUUCGUUGAAUUUUGCCUGCGAUGCAGUGGGAAGACGAUGUGCCUGAAGCAGAAGACUUUCCUCAUGUUUGAAAAAAUCGAGAGCAUUUUAAUGGUUUGAAUUAAAGCGGAGCUUCCGGAUGUGAUCAUGGUGUCCACAAUCUGCACAUGCCCAUGAUUGUGUGUGUGUGUGUGUGUGUGUGUGUGUGUGUGUGUGUGUGUGUGUGAAGAACGCUGUAAAAUUGCCUGCGACUUGAUGUUGAAUGAGUUCAAGCUCAACUGAAUAGUCCUGCUUGCUCUUUAAUUUGCCCCUUUUUAAGGGUACAAAAACUAUUAAAGUUGUAAAGUUUGAAUGAGGGCUUAACAUCCUGUUGAAUUGUUUUAUUAUCAAGUGAAUACAAUUCAUUAUGUCUCUUAUGAUAGUUAACCUUGUUGGUUCUUUUAUCUCAGACAUUUUUUUUUAAGUUGUUAUUGAUCUGACGUUUCGGCGGAAGUCUUUCGCCACUUUCGGAGUUGCACGCUGAGCUAAAAGAACCAACAAGUUGUGUUUUAUUAUUAGUAUCUGGAUUCUUUGGAGAUUCUGGGUUGGAAAUCUUUUGCCUGACAAUGGCUUACAACCGAUUUUCAUCACAUGACACAAUUUGCGGUAAUUAAACAGACCUGGGCAAAAUAUGGCCUAGGGGUCACAUUUUGCCCAUCCACGGUUUCUCACCGACCAUCACAGUGAACAUGAAGUCAAAUGAAAAGGUCAAAUAUGUGA